UGCAAGUUUUGCUUGUAAAAUUCAUUCCAUUGCGUUUCCGUUGGCGGCGUCUUCGUUGAUAAAGAUAAGUUGCGUCUUGUUGUUCUACGGGCUUGUUAAAAGUGAUACGCGAUUGGUUAGUCUACUAAAAGUGUUGAUCGGUGUGAAAAACGAAAAAUGUCGAAGCUCUACGUGCUUUCGGAGCACGCGACCGGUUUCGGCGUUUUCAAGGUGAAGGAAUUUGAAGAAAUCGGCAUGAUAUUGCCGCAAAUCGAAGCGUCCAUAAACGACGUGGCGAGAUUCAACAGCAUCGUGCAGCUUGUGAGCUUCUCUCCAUUCAAAACAGCCCUGGCUGCGCUCGAAAACAUGAAUGCGAUUUCCGAAGGAAUACUGUCGGAUGAUUUGCACCAAUUCUUGGACAUCACUGUGCCCAAAGGCAAAAAAACGCUUUUGGGAGUCAUUGAUCCGAAAUUAGCGGCUGCUAUUACUGAAGCCAUUAAUGUGCAGUGUAGUCAUAUUGGUGUGGUUCCGGAGAUUGUGAGAGGUCUCCGAGCACAUUUCCAUCACUUGGUCAAGAAACUGAGCCCCAAAAGUGCCGAUGUUGCCCAACUCGGCCUGGGCCAUGCCUAUUCAAGAGCAAAAAUAAAGUUCAACGUGCACAGAGUCGACAAUAUGAUCAUUCAGUCAAUUGCCUUGCUUGAUCAACUGGACAAGGAUAUAAACACAUUUUCAAUGCGAAUAAGAGAAUGGUAUUCCUACCAUUUCCCAGAACUCGUUAAAAUCGUGCCAGAAAAUCGCACAUACGCCAAGUUGGUGAAUUUCAUCAAAAACCGCAAAGACCUCACCGACGAUUCGCUUGAAGGUUUGGAGGAGCUGACCAUGGACUCAGCGAAGGCUCAAGCCAUUUUGGAUGCUUCCCGAUCUAGCAUGGGAAUGGAUAUCAGCCCGAUUGAUUUGCUAAAUAUUGAAAUGUUCGCAUCCAAAGUCGUAUCGCUCUCCGAUUAUAGGAAGCAGCUGUCUGAAUAUCUCAACACCAAAAUGUCAGAUGUAGCUCCAAAUCUAGCAACACUGAUCGGUGAUCAAGUAGGAGCCAGGCUGAUUUCUCAUGCUGGCUCAUUAACGAACUUGGCUAAAUAUCCUGCCUCCACUGUGCAAAUCUUGGGUGCAGAGAAAGCUUUAUUCAGGGCAUUGAAGACAAAAGGUAAUACCCCCAAGUAUGGACUGCUUUUCCACUCGACAUUCAUCGGGAGAGCCGGCACUAAGAACAAAGGCCGCAUUUCCAGAUAUUUGGCAAACAAGUGCUCCAUAGCUUCCAGAAUCGACUGUUUUACUGAAACCCCGAAUCAAAUCUUCGGCGGAAAAUUGAAGCAGCAGGUUGAGGAUAGAUUAAAAUUUUAUGAAAACGGUGACAUACCCAAGAAAAACAUCGACGUGAUGCAAGAGGCUAUCGCGGAGGUGAAUCAGCUUAUGGUGUCUGAAAAGAAAAAGAAGAAAAAAAAUAAGCGCUCCGCUUCUGAGGCUUUGAAUGGCAAUGGAACUACAACUGGAGCAGACGCAGAUUUGGCCAGUCCCGACUUAGAACCGCCCAAGAAAAAGAAAAAGCGUUCCCUAGCAGCCACAGAAGACGUUGAGGACUGCGAAACGCCAAAAAAGAAAAAGGGAAAAUCGCUUGAUUCCGCAAAACUAGACGACAGUGCUUUAACUGACGGGGAUGGUGUUUCUGGAGGUUCCGAGAAAAAGAAGAAGAAGAAGAAAAGGAAAAGUGGGGCAGAUUUAAAUACGUCUAAUUAAUCGAUUGUAAUUGAUUACAAGCCUUUUAAAAAAUGUCCGUCUUAAUAUAUGUAGAGCUAGUUGAAA
Dendroctonus ponderosae (mountain pine beetle) is the source of this 1836-nucleotide messenger RNA. RefSeq names its product nucleolar protein 56. Lineage: Eukaryota; Metazoa; Arthropoda; Insecta; Coleoptera; Curculionidae. The record is from RefSeq and is a predicted model, not a curated record. The transcript is spliced from 10 exons. Bases 157 to 1770 code for a protein of 537 amino acids. Gene Ontology annotation, molecular function: snoRNA binding. Gene Ontology annotation, cellular component: small-subunit processome; box C/D methylation guide snoRNP complex.